AUGAGCGCCCUCGCCAUGGACGUCCCCCCCCCUAGCCUCCUGGCAGCGGCGGCGCUGCUGGUCGCCUUCGUGGCGGGCCUGGUGAUCAGAUGGCGGCACCGGUCCAAGUACGAUCUGCACCUCAUCCCCGGCCCGCCGGCCUACCCGAUCGUCGGCAACCUGCCGCAGAUGAUCACGUGGGCGAGGCCGCAGCUGCACCUGAAGGUGCUGGCGUGGAUGAAGGAGCACGGGAAGAUUAUGAAGCUCAUUCUUCCGGGCUUGGGUGGGUACAACCUGUACAUUGGAGACCCAGAGUACCUCCAGAACAACGUCUCAGGGCACGGAGCCAACGGACUUCCCAAGUCGAAAUUGUACAACGAUUUCAGAGUGCUGGCUUCCCCAAAUGAUGUAGAUACUCUCUUCACCUGCGUUGAGACGAAUGAGUACUGGAAAGCCAUCAGGAAAGGAAUGGCCAGAGCAUUCAGCACAACGGCUCUCAAAGAUGUGUUCCCCCAAGCAUUGAGGAAAGUGCUCGAGCUCACUGACAUCAUCAAGAAGAAGCCACCCACAGAACCCAUCGAAGUUCAGGGCCUGUUCCUGCGCCUCACGUUCGAUGUUGUUGGGUUGGCCGGUUACAACAUCGACUUCAAAGGACUUCAGAAUGAGCACCACCCUUUUCUGGAGGCGCUUGAGUACUGUGCCGAUGAUGCCCUGGCAACUUGUCUGAACCCACUGCGCAAGUGGGUGAAGUGGGCAUUCCCUUUGGGCAAACUCGCUCAAGACUGCAACAAACGGUACUCCCAAAUCUAUGACUACUACAAGUUGAUCAUGAGAGAGUUGAGAGCAAGGGAGCAGCCGGCUGCGGAUGACAUGUCCAUUUGGGCUUGCCUGAUGCGGAUCAAGGACCCAAGAACAGGCGCUCCUCUGGACGAUGCCACCCUUUCAAUGGAAGUGGGGACGUUCAUCAUUGGAGGAUCUGACACAACCAGCCACCAGCUAACGUGGGUACUGUUUGCAAUCGCCACACAUCCAGAAGUGGAGCAAAGGGUCGUGGACGAGCUUAAGGCCUCAGGGGUGUUUCAGCUUGUCAGGGAUGGGGCUGCCGAUCGGCUCAUCUACUCUGACGUGAUGGGACUCUCGUACUUGGGGAUGGUUGUGAAGGAAGCCACGCGAAUGUUCCCUGUGGGGCCCCUCGGCGGCUCAAGGAGAACAACUGAGGAUGGUGUGCGCGUGUGUGGAUACCGCGUGCCGAAAGGAACCCUGAUCCAUAUCAACUCGCUUGGCUUGAACAAUGUCCCUUGGCUGUGGGACAGUCCCGAAAAGUUUGACCCUGAGAGGUGGGUCAAGCAUGAAACUAGCGUGGAAUCCGAGGACAAGGCGCACCCAGGGCAGAAGAGCCCCCCUCGGAAAUUGUGGAGCUUCAGCGAUGGCCCCAGAGACUGCAUAGGCCAGCGGCUGGCGAUUAUGGAGUUGCACCUUGCUGUGGCAGUCUUGCUUGCGAACUUUGAACUGAGGCUUGCAGAGAGGAUGGGCGGCUGGGAGGGGACUCUCUCUCGCCAGUAUAUUGGGUUGGUUAUGUGCAUUGAUGGAGGCAUGUGGCUGCACUUUGACCCUCGGGUAGACUUGGAGGAAUGA
Ostreobium quekettii is the source of this 1614-nucleotide messenger RNA. Lineage: Eukaryota; Viridiplantae; Chlorophyta; Ulvophyceae; Bryopsidales; Ostreobiaceae. The record is from the annotation of a GenBank genome assembly.